CAGCCCAGCCUGCGGGCGCGGAGCGGGCAGCGGGGCCCGGACCGCAGGGUCCUCUGGGGGCCCCGGAGUUAGGAGGCGGCGUCCGGGAGCCCCCGGAGGAAGAUGGGCUGUGGACGCAGCAGGCUGAGCAGCUGCAAACCCCCCAAAAAGAGGCGCCGAGAACCAGAUCAGCCACCCAGACCAGAGCCCCAGGAACUAGGUCCCCUCAAUGGGGACACGGCCACCACUGUUCAUCUCUGUGCAUCUGAGGAGGCAGAGCAGCACCAGGACAUAACAAGAAUUCUCCAGCAACACGAAGAGGAGAAGAAGAAAUUGGCACAGCAGGUAGAGAAGGAGAAGGAGCUAGAGCUUCAAGAGAGACUGGAUGAACAGCGAAGAGUCCUGGAAGGAAAGCAUGAGGAGGCCCUGCAAGUCCUCCGAGCCUCAUAUGAACAGGAGAAAGAAGCCCUUAUCCACUCCUUCCAGGAGGCCAAAGCUGCCCUGCAGGAGACCAUAGAUGGACUGAACUCACAGCUGGAGGCCUUCCAGGCCAAGAUAAAAAGGGUGGAGGAGUCCAUUCUGAGCCAAGACUAUAAGAAGCACAUCCAGGACUACGGGAGCCCCAGCCAGUUCUGGGAGCAGGAGCUGGAGAGUUUGCACUUCGUCAUCGAGAUGAAGAAUGAGCGUAUUCAUGAGCUAGACAAGCGGCUGAUCCUCAUGGAAACAGUGAAAGAAAAAAAUCUGAUGUUGGAGGAAAAAAUCACAACUCUGCAACAGGAAAAUGAGGACCUCCAUGUCCGAGGCCGGAACCAGGUGGUUCUGUCAAGGCAGCUCUCAGAAGACGUGCUUCUAGCCCGUGAGGCCCUGGAGAAGGAGUCGCAGUUACGGCGACAGCUCCAGCAGGAGAAGGAGGAGCUGCUGUACCGGGUUCUCGGGGCCAACACCUCCCCUGCCUUCCCCCUGGCCUCCGUCACCCCCACCGAGGUCUCCUUUCUUGCCACAUAGGGCACAGGACCCAGGGCUGUUGCAAUGCCUGUGGUCACAGCUCCCUCCAAAGACUUUGCAGAGAAGACAGCAGAAGCCUCCGGGUUCUUUUCCCAGGAAGGAAUGAGGGUAGGAGUGAGACGGGGAGCCAGGGUGUGUGCCCAGUGAGCUCUGGGGUCUUGGACCAUGUGGAAUUGCCCACGGGGCAUUGGAGGCCCUGAGCAAGAGGCGCCUUCCAUUGAGUUGGCCCAGGGAACAAGCAAGAAGAGUCCUUUCCUCCCUCCCCUUCUCCCUGUCCAAAUCGAGGAAGUUCUGAGGCUUUUCCCAGCGCCAGCCUGGGCCACUCUGGCCAUCUGACAAAGAGGAGCCAACCUCCAUUCCCAGUUUGUCAGCUUUGCUGCCGACUCACCAGCUUGUCAGCUUCCUCCUGGGUGCUCCCACUUCUGCCCUGGCCUUUGCUCAGCCUCAGUUUACCCCUGCUCUCAAACGGUUGUGGGGACUGGUCACUGCAGUGUUCCAUUCUAGGAUUGUCUGAAGAGCAGACAUAGGGGUUGCGGGGAAGGUAGACAAACCCUGUGGAUGUGACUGGGAAAGAUGAGUGGCCGGGAGGGAGUCCCUGAAGGCCCUUGGGGCUGGCAGGGCCAGGCAGCCACCCCAGCCGAGGCAUCGCUCCUGGUGCCAGAGUAUGGUUAGUAGAGGGGCAAUGGCCAGAGCUCUUCUCUUGCCAGGCAAGGCUUCUCCCCUCAGCCCUCCUGGUCCUUCCGUCUCAGUGCCACCUGGGCACAGGGGCCACCUUAGUGGAUCUGGGUACACUCAACAGUCAGAGCUGGAACCUCACCCCUAUACACACGAGGAAACCGAGGUGGAGAGCGGAUCCCACAGAGCCAGGACUAGGACCUUGUCUGUCACCCAGUCUUAUCCUGCUGCUUGUCUUGUUCUCCCCAGGCUCUGCAAAUGUCAGACCCGUGACUUAAUCUUUCUCCUCCUUCCUCUACCUGUCUGCCACUGACUUCCAGCUUCUCUUUUACUCCUCUUUUCCUAAACUCCUUUUUCUACCACCUCUGCUCCAUGGCCCCUACAAACCUGGCCCUCAGCUUCCCCAUCAGUGAAAAGGGGUGGCUGGAGGAACCAGCUUCAGCAGGCCUGUCCAGCCCUGACAGUCUGUGGAUUUCAGAUUCUUCUCAGGAAGCUUCAGAUCAGCUGGAGACUACAAGAACCCCACCCUGCAUAGAGCAUUUUCAUCAAGGUGCUUCCAUAUUCCCCUCCCUCCCCUGAUCCUCAUAAGAUCUUUGAAACAGGUUCUGAUCCCUCACUAGCAACAGCAAACUGAGAUCACAAGAGCUAAAGGGCUGUGCCUGAGGUCCCCCAGCUUCAGCCCCAAGUCCUGGGCUUGCUCGUAGGAAAAGUCUAUCUUCAUUUUCCAUCAAUCAUUCUAUGGUGGCAUCAUCCCAGACUGCCGUCUUCAUUCCCCUGGAUAUGGUCUCCAUCCAUUUCUAGGCCUAGAAGUUCAUAUGUGGCUGUUUCUCCAUUUCCCCAGCUGAGCAGGAGAAGAGGUAGGGCUAUGCAGCUGCUGAGCUGCUUCUCCAGCUAUGGUCAAACAGAUUAUCUGGGAGCCUUAAGAACAGCUCUGGAGUGAAAGCACACAUGUACUUUUUCAUGCAAGUUUUUCCAAAGCACAUCUAGGAUAUACUAGUUUGUUGGACAUUAAUAGGCAUGACCCAGAGAAGAAACGGUGGCCAAGCUAAACAGAUCUGCAAACCUGCAGGACUUCUCAGAACCUUUAAUAUGCCAAUGGGCAUUGCAAAUUUCCAAGAAGGGAGCAAAAUAUCCAGCAUUUCCCAAAUUACUUUGACCAAGCUUCUGCCCCAACCCCCAAUCCCACCCUGCAAGCAUUUCAGGCUGCAGAAUACACUUUAGAAAGCAUCCUUUUAAUUGAGAGGUGCAGGGUUGGAGAAGGGGCAAGACUUGGGGAGUGGGGUUUCUCUCACAUAGCCUGUGCUGGUUGUGGGAAGAAGAUAAACUGGUCGUACCCUCACUCUGGGGCAAACAAGGUAUGGAAAGUACAAGAACAUGCAGAAUCUUAUUUACUUGGCCUCUGUGUUUUCUUGGGAGGGGGAGGAGGUGGGUCUUCGCUAAGGCCCGUUGCCAGUGGCAGGGAUCUUUGAAGAAUAAAUCCUGGGGCCCAGAUGGCCCACCAGUAGUUCUGGGCUCCCUCUUCAGCUACUGGAGCCCCACUGGCCCUAGCUUUGGCCAAGCCUUGAAGGUGGGGCCUGGGGCCAAGGUGAAGGCUAGACUAAAGGAUGUCCUUCAAAAUAGGUCGAGGCUUAGAGUGAGGCUGAGGUUAGGCAAGGGGAUGAAAACAGUGAUGGGACCGCAGAGUGCCAGGGGAGAAUGGGAAGGUGCUUUCUUCUCAGAGGUGGGGACUCCUCGGCUAUGGAAACACUGAGGAUCCCACAGUUACUUCCCUCUGUUUCUACUCAUUGCUCCACACCCAGAUGCCUGCAGCCAGGGAGGGAGCUAGGAGCAGGUUAGGGAGACAUGGCUUUGGGUCACAUGGACGUGGGUAGUGGCAGACCCCAUGCCCCGAAGGUUGGUGGCCCAGCAGAUGUAGACAUCAGCCUCCUCGGCCCAGGUCUCUUCCACAUACAGGGUGCUCUCUGCCUCCUGCUGUACCUGGCCCUCCUGGCAUACCACAUCAGCCUGCUCACUAACAUAGCGGGGGUCAGCCCAGCUGCAGAGGACAAAAAAUAACUGUUCAUCAGCUCCCUCAGAUGCCAUCUCUGACUCAGGCACCAGCAAGUCGGUGAGAGGCACCGUGUAUCCUUUCAGGGAAAGGGGAAGUGACUUACUCAAGGUCACACCUUGUCUUGGUGUCAGAGCACCUUAAAGGCCAGGUUCUUUGUGAAAAUCUUUGUUUCUCAAGUCUCUGGAGAGAAGCUGUGUCCCCUCCUCUACUCAAGGAGUGUUCCAGAGGUAACUCAACCCAGAGCAGCAUUGCCUAAUGUGGGUUUUGUGGCCUCUGGUUCUGUAGGAUUGUUAAUAGGUGCUACCUCCGCAAAAUGAGGGGUUGCGGGGGUGGGGAUUCCAUUAUGAAAAAUGGGAAACACUGAGUCAAGCAAAGUGAAACUGGGGAGACUCAGGCUCAAGGUUCACCGGGUACUGGCUCAGACUGCCCAAAUGCCUGGAGCAAAGUGAAGCUGGAGCAUUUGAGUUAAGGGAGAACACAGCACCCUAGCUGGGCUCCACUGGCCUCUCUUUCAAGGCUGCUGAAAAUGAUGAUCUUAUCAAUAAGUCACAGCUUGCAGAGCACCUUUUUUCCAAGUCCUAUACUUUUAAGUGGCCUGUGGCUGGGUGAUAGCCCCUCAUGGGUCUUUUUGUCCCACUUUUUGCCCUUGACCCUACACAAGGUCAGCCCACUGCUCAGACAUUGUCAAUGACUCCUAAGAGUCUGGAGGAUGAUGCUUGGGUUCCUUGGCCCCACACUCCUCUGUGUUCUCAGCAGGUGGCAGUGGUGGGACAGAUAGGUCUCUGGGUCCCAUCUGUGUAUAUGACAUGUUUAUCCUUGCUCUUGCUCCUGCUGCCAUGGGCCUAGAAGGCCUUCCACUUACCUAAAUCCCACCCUCCAAGGCUCCUAUCAAAUUCCAGUUCUUCCAGGGAAUCCUUUUAAGAAUUCCUAAAGUCCCCAGUAUUGGUAGUAAACUGCAUGGCACGAGUGUUCCCCAGAUGUUUGAGUGGAUAGCGGUAAGGUUCUUUGAGAAGAAAGAACACCACCGCCACCGCCACCGCCACCACCUCUCCACCACCUUGGGAAGGUCCAGGCCCACAGCAGAUGCCCAGGAAACAGUCACAAAUGCAUUUGGUCCAUCUCCCCUCACACACACACACACAUAGACCAUACAGCCUAAACACUUGCAUAAGUCUUCAUGUGCUUGGGGCCAAUCUGAUCUCGGCUUGAAUGUCACCUUGGAGAUGACUCCCUGACCACUCUAUCUUAAGUAGACCCUAUCACAUUGGCCUGUUUUACUCUCGUUGUAGCACUUGGCAUUAUCUACAUGGUUGUGCUUGUCCAUUUCCUACUUCCUCCUUCCUGCUUAGAUGAGAAACUUGCAGAUAGUGGAAACUGUAUCUCUUGAUUUAUCGUUGUGACCAUAGUACCUAGUACAGUGUCUGGCAUGUGGUGCAUGCUUAGUAAUCACCAUAGGAUAAAUUAACAAAGGAACAAAUUAUACAUUCUUAUGCAGUAACCUGAGAAGUAGCUCUAUUUGACAAAUGAGGAAACAGGCCCAGAAAGGGGAAGUGACUUGCACCAGGUUACUAGAAUCCAAGUUCAUCAGAUUUCUGGUCCAGCAGUGGUUCCAUUCUGCCAUGAUCAUUUUGUCCCCGAGACUAAUCCCUCACUCCUACCUCCUGCCCCAACACACCACCACCACAUACGCAUGUACACACAGUUGCCUCUUACCUGCUGCUUACCUUCUGCUCUGAAUAUUCCCAGCUAAAGUCCACAGCAAUCUCUGGCUCACCCAGAACUGUGCAGGUCACACUGAAGUUCUUGCCUAGUUGAACCAAUGUCGCUGAAGCUUGGAUGGCAGGUUUGGGGGAGAAAGAUAGGUCUGCCAUGGAUAAGAGGGGUGAGAAGAUGGGGACAAACACGUCGAGUUGAUUGUUAGAAUGGCUGAAUUGCUGGCAGGCAGAUGGAAAGAUGGAUGAAUGGAAUUAAUGGAUGGGAUGGUUAAAUUGAUAGAGGAUAAAUGGUUGAGGUGGUUGAGUUUGUAGAGAAUAUGUGGAUGGAUACAAAGAAUUAAUGGAGGAUGGGUGGAUGGUGGAAUGACUGGCCUGUUGGAAGAUAAAAUGGUUCACCUGAGGGAUGGAUGAAUGGAAUACUCGAUUGAGAAUAUGUGGAUGGAUAGAAAGGCUGAACUGAUGCAGGCUAGCUGACAGCUAGGCUGGCUGUCUAGACAAAAUGGUUGACUACAUGGUGUGUUGUUGAAAGCUGCUUGGUUGGUAGAGCUCCAUAAUCCACAGACCUCAAACCUGAGGUUCUCAGAGGAGGUAUCUCUCCCCAUUUCCUUCCCUUCCCUGCCCACCCAGAGCCCUAGGUCCACCCACAGUUGAUGUAGAUUAGCAUGUGCUUGGUAGAUAUUUGCCUCAUGCCGCCUAGACUGCCAAGCAGAAGAGGGAGCCAGACAAGGAAGCUUGGGGCCAGUGAUGGUGAAGCACUUCUUCACAUGAGAGGAGAUGUCCAUCCCAUCCACUGCGACCUCCACAGGGGGAACUCCUGGUACAGUGUCACCUGGGCCAGGGUGUUGGUCACCUGGCAGGGAAGAAGGGCUGGCUGAUGUGUGAAUAACUGUAACACCUCACAGUAAUUCUCCAUAGGGACAAAGAGCUCCUCUAGGUCUGGCAAUGAGAGAGAGAAAAAUAAGCGUGGGACAGAUUUGUUGCUUCCCAAUGCUCUACUGCUGCCCAGGAACAUGAGGUCCCUCGUGGGGACCUGAAAUCUCCCUUUCUCUCGCCAUCCCCAUUCUCCAUGCUGUUUCCUCUCAUAAGGGGUCCUGGUCUAAGGAUGCUGAAGACAAGCUUACUAGUUCCGGCUCUGUCGCUAGCUUGCUGUGUCUUAAAUCUGUCCCUCUCUGGUCUUUAUCAUGUAUGAUGAGUGAUUUUAGACUGCUUGGUCUCUGAGGGCCGUUCUAUGUGAAAAAUAUUAUAGAAAACACUGAACUUGAAGUCAAGGUUCCGGUUUGAUUCCCAGUCCUGCCACCCACUGGAUCUCAGGCAACUCACUUCUUCCUCUGAGCCUUGGUUCCUCUCAUAUGUCCAGUGGGAGCAACAAUCCCAUUCUGGCCUACUUUGCAGAGCUGAUAAGAAGCAAAUGAGAUACUGGAUAUGAGGCACCAGGCCCAUCGGAAGCUAACCUUCAUCAAACUCUUUCAAGGUACUUUUAACAACACAGUCUCAGGUCAGGUUCUUGGGUGCACAAUGGUUCAAUGAACAGGAAUUAUCUGGGGACCAGCUUUCUAGAGCAGUGCCGUCCAAUAGAACUUUCUGUGAUGAUUGAAAUAUUCUGUAUUUGUGGCUAGACACUGUGACUACUCAAUUCUCCAUGGAAUUAGACAUACAAUCCUAGAAUGUCACCAGAAGGAUCUUGGAGAUCCUUUCAUAGGUGGGCCUAAAGAGAAAGCUUUAAGAGAGUUAUGUCUGGAGGACUUUCCCCAAUGUAGGUUCUUGGAGAACCUGACUCUAGGGUACAGGUGAAGAAAAGGAAGGUCUUUCCCUGGUGGUCCUUACCUUCCACGAACGCACCAUCCUGGCAGUGUCAAGCACAGCAGCUGUAUUCCCCAAUGUCCUCGCCCAUGGAGUUCACCAGUAGUAGUGCUUGACUCUGAAACACAGUCACUUGGGCGGGCAGAGCAGGAGAUGGGGAUGGCCAGAGACACCUAGUGGACAGCACUAGGUCUGCUGACAAUCCUGCUCCCCAUCUCUGACUUUCAACUCUAUCCAUCCAGUCUUCCCCUUUUUCCCCAAUUGAGCCGUUAGGAUUUAUGUUGGCCCUACCCACAGUUUCUGAUUGGCUCGCUUAACCCCAUACUUCAUGCCACCUUCUAAUUGGUCCAUCUGCUCCCCAUUGGCCUCACCCACACUUUGCAAGUGGAAUCCCCCAAACUCCUUUGUGCUACUUGUCACCUUUCUUGCAUCCCUUUGUUCAGGGCAGCAAGUGCCCUCUAAGCACCUCUGCUUGCUGAAGGAGGCAGAGCCCCAGGAAAUCCCAUUCUAAGAGGCUAAAGUGAGAGAGGGUAGACAAAUCUUCUGGGACCAUUUUUAUAUCCCAGCGUCUGCCUGAUUUUCUUCUUGACUGGGAUGAGAAAUGCUGGUCAAUUUUGUUUUAUUUCUGGCUUCCCUAUGAUGGCGUCUCUGGCAGAAGGGUGGCCUCCAACCUGACUUCCAAGCACAGAUAGGUGGAACAGUCAGCCUCUUUUGUCUUGCCAUCAUCACCAUUUGCUUACAGGCACUACUUGCUCCCCCCCAGCAUUGAGCAGCUCAGGAGUAUGGGAAGCCUUGUCUCCCAUUCUGUUAAACCACUCUGCAUCUGACGGGUCUCGUGGGCCCAUCUUACUGUUUCUUUUAGGUGCCUCCUAUUAUACAUAAGGGGAUGCCCAGUGUGGGUUCUGAGCCAUUUUAAUCCCCAUAAAAACUGUUGUUAAUGUGCUUGUGUUCACAUUAACCCUGCUCAUGCACAUCCUGUGACCUACCCAACUCUGACACAUUCAGGCUUUCCAGAGAGUUCCUCCACCAUAUAACUCAGGAGCCCCUCGCCCGCCUCCCCCAGGUACACAGGCACCCUCCAGCAGACCACCUUCCCCAGGCACUGCAGCUCCAGGGGCACCCCAGCCCAGAGGCUGAAAGAGUCCCCCACCUUCUGGAAUCGUCGCCUCCCUAACACCUGGGUCAGGAGGGAAGGGCGUGGGGGGCUUGAGGCUGCAGUCUCCAGGGGGGUCUUUAUCUGCAGGGACUUCUGGCUGCUGUCUGAUUUGGGCCACCUUCUGCCUGGUGCUCCUGAUGGCUUCACCUCACUGGGGCUGUCUGCUUUGAGGCCUGUCUUCUCCUGAGCCUUCUGCUGUGCUCCCGGAUCUCAGCUGCAGAGAAGACGGGGCGGGGUCUGGGCUCACCAACCUUCACCAAUCACCUUGAAUUCUGACCUUUCCUCAUCCCAGCAAUUGACAGAACCUCAGAGUUCUGUCACCUUUUACAUUUACUACUACUACACAAGUAAUUCUCAGUCAGAGAAAAAUUAUAAAAUGCACACAAACCAAGGAAAAGAAUUAAAUUUGCCCCAAAGCUUAGUAUCCAUCAAUAACCACUGUCAAUAUUUUGAAACAUAUUUUUCUAAGGUUUUUUAAUGCAAAUAUUUUAAGUAUGUUUUAAAAUAAAAUAGAACAAUAUAAUACAAUGUAUUUUUAGUAAUCUCCAUUUUUACUGAGGAAUAUGUGAUUAUUAUUCUAUGUCAACAAACAGGUGCACCAACAUUUUAAAUGACUUGCAGAGUAGUUAAUGAUAGAGAUGUAUCAUGAUUUAUUUCCUCAUUGGUGGGUUUUAGGUUGUUCCACA
Cynocephalus volans (Philippine flying lemur) is the source of this 9066-nucleotide messenger RNA. It is a transcript of the gene CCDC69, whose product is annotated as coiled-coil domain containing 69. The record is from RefSeq and is a predicted model, not a curated record. Lineage: Eukaryota; Metazoa; Chordata; Mammalia; Dermoptera; Cynocephalidae. Bases 103 to 984 code for a protein of 293 amino acids. Gene Ontology annotation, cellular component: cytoplasm; nucleus. The transcript has 9 exons. Gene Ontology annotation, molecular function: microtubule binding.